Vanessa tameamea is the source of this 2294-nucleotide messenger RNA. RefSeq names its product long-chain fatty acid transport protein 4-like. Lineage: Eukaryota; Metazoa; Arthropoda; Insecta; Lepidoptera; Nymphalidae. The record is from RefSeq and is a predicted model, not a curated record. Bases 182 to 2134 code for a protein of 650 amino acids. The transcript has 12 exons. Gene Ontology annotation, molecular function: long-chain fatty acid-CoA ligase activity; long-chain fatty acid transmembrane transporter activity. Gene Ontology annotation, cellular component: endoplasmic reticulum. Gene Ontology annotation, biological process: triglyceride homeostasis.
UAUUUGUAAAUAAACAGAUGAUUACAUUGAUUAACAUGACUUAGAACAUUAAAGAAAUUAAUAAAUAGUUUAAAGUACGAAUAUUUUUAUAAAUCAGUAAAAGUAGUUUGCAGUAAUCACGUUGGGUCAUCGACGUUUUCGCUUGUCAGUCGGUCGCGUGUCGUGGCGUAAAUCAGUCAGGAUGAUCGCGGCAGUCGGCGUAGUCGCAGCGGUAUACGCUGUUUGGUUGUACUUUGGCCUCUUGCAAACCAUUGUGGUAUCAUUAAUACUUGCUGGUAUUUAUUUAAUAUUAUUCCACACGAGAUGGUGCUAUGUAGCAAUCAAAACGGCACCCAGAGACCUCAGAGCAUUAUGGUGUUACAUCAAGAUAUUGUGGAUUACAAGAUCGCUUUCAAGAAAAAAUUGGACUUUACCUGAUAUAUUUCACGAGACAGUCCAAAGGAAUCCUAACAAACCAUGUUUCUUAUUCCAAGAUGAAGUUUGGACUUUCAAGGAGGUCGAAGAUUAUAGUUUACGCGUGACUGCUGUUCUGAAGAAGCACGGUGUAAAGAAAGGUAGCAUCGUCGGUCUGCUUGUCAACAAUUCGCCUCAAAUGCCGGCACUGUGGCUGGGCAACGCUAGACUCGGCGGCGUUACGCCACUCAUAAACACUAACCAACGAGGCAACGCGCUAUUACAUUCUAUCAGUGUUGCUAAAUGCGAUGUCCUUAUAUUUUCCGAUGAAUAUCAAUCAGCAAUGCAAGAUAUAUCGAGUCAGUUGGAUCCUGAAUUGAAAUUAUUUAAAUUUUCUCAUCGACCCUUGAAUACGACCAAGGCAGAGAAAAACGCAAGCGGUGACGGAAUAGGUGAUUUGACUUCACUAUUAGAGAUCACCCCGCCGGCGCCCUGGACCCUGGCCGACGCUGAUGGGUUUCAGGGAAAGCUUUUGUAUAUUUACACAUCUGGUACAACCGGUCUUCCGAAAGCGGCUGUUAUUUCUAAUUCAAGAUUUGUGUUUAUGGCAUGUGGUCUUCACAAUAUGAGACUUAAUUCAUCUGAUAUUGUAUAUUGUCCGCUGCCACUCUACCAUACUGCUGGUGGUGUCGUUAGUGUGGGACAAGCAUUAGUAUUCGGAUGCACGGUGGUGCUAAAGUCCAAGUUCUCCGCUUCGCAAUAUUUCCCCGACUGUGCUAAAUACAAGGCGACGGCCGCGCAUUACAUCGGUGAGAUGUGUCGCUACGUGCUAGCGACGCCCCCCUCCCCCGCCGACAAGCUACACAACGUCCGCGUCAUAUAUGGCAACGGGCUAAGGCCACAGAUAUGGACCGAAUUCGUAACACGAUUCAACAUAAAGUACGUCACAGAAUUCUACGGCGCGACGGAGGGAAAUGCUAACAUCGCCAAUACUGACGGUACUCCUGGCGCGAUAGGUUUCUUGUCGCGAAUCUUCCCAAAAGUCUAUCCAAUCGCUAUCAUUAAAGUCGACGAAGAAACCGGAGAGCCCAUCAGGGAUGCAAGUGGACUUUGUCAGUUCGCUCAGGCGGACGAGCCGGGCGUGUUCGUGGGCAAGAUAUCGAACAAUAACCCGACGCGCGAGUACCUGGGAUACGUAGACAAGGCCGCCUCCGACAAGAAGGUGGUGAGGGACGUCUUCACGCACGGCGACGCCGCCUUCAUAUCCGGCGACAUCUUGGUAGCGGAUGAGUUGGGCUACUUGUAUUUCCGCGACCGAACUGGCGACACAUUCCGGUGGCGCGGAGAGAACGUCAGCACGAGUGAAGUGGAAGCUGCUAUUUCUACAGUAGCCGACCAUAGAGACGCUGUUGUUUAUGGUGUCAUGGUGCCGAACACGGAGGGCCGCGCCGGCAUGUGCGGGAUCGUGGACUGCGACGGCACGCUGGACCUGCAGCUCCUGGCGCGGGACCUGGCGCGAGACCUGCCGCCCUACGCGAGACCUGUCUUCCUGAGGGUCAUGGCCAGUAUGGACAUGACUGGUACGUUUAAAAUGAAGAAAACUGAUUUACAAAAAGAAGGCUUCAAUCCGAGUUUAGUGAAAGAUGAUAAACUUUAUUACUUGGACUUGAAACAGGGGAAGUACCUGCCGUUAGGAUCUGAAGAGUACGAGAAAAUAUUAAAAGGAACAAUUAGACUGUGAUGUGUCGAUCUGAAUAUCAUUUAUAACCUAGAAAAAUAUUUCGUUUAAUUUCAAAUUAAAUUUUACAAAUAUAUUGUUAAUAUGUUAGGCAUUGUAAAAUAUAUUGUUGAGUAGAUGAUGUAAAAAAAAAUUGAUUUAAAAUUCAGAAGUGAAACCUUUU